Lineus longissimus is the source of this 1368-nucleotide messenger RNA. RefSeq names its product kynurenine formamidase-like. The record is from RefSeq and is a predicted model, not a curated record. The transcript has 9 exons. The coding region runs from base 74 to 1021 and encodes 315 amino acids. NCBI's taxonomy places the organism in Eukaryota, Metazoa, Nemertea, Pilidiophora, Heteronemertea, Lineidae. Gene Ontology annotation, molecular function: lipase activity.
UUCCGUGGGAUUCGGGUGUAAGGACCGACCACCAAUUUCCGGGAUUCGGGUAAAUAACCACUUCGCCAAAGAAAUGGCAACAGCCUUGACAGCCACCUCGAAUAAAACCCCUGAAACAGGGGAAGUCGGGGUUGCAAAAACUUUAUUUAGAGGCAUGAAUAAAGAAGAGUGUAAGCAUCAGUACAAAUGCUCCAGCUGGAGCUCUCGGACACUCGAUUCAGAACAAAUACUUCAACAGUUUUGUAAGGUGACAACACAUGAGUCCCAGGAAGCAUACAAAACUAUACCAUGUGACAAAGAUAUCAAAUAUGGCAACAGAGAGAGAGAAAGACUGGAUAUUUUUGUGUCAGACUCUCUUCCAGCAGAUGCACCUGUGUUUGUCUUUGUCCACGGAGGAUACUGGAUCCAUGAGGACUAUACUUCCUAUGCUCUCAUGGUGCCCAAUUUGACCUCUGCUGGCACUGUUGUCGUAGUUGUUGAGUACAGUUUAGCUCCCGAGGUAAAGCUGGAGGACCAGGUUGAGCAAGUUCAGAGAGCUGUGGCAUACGUUUGUGAAUGGGCGAAACAACGAGGAUCAAGGGGCGUCUAUGUAUCUGGUCACAGCGCCGGUGGUCAUCUGACCGCCAUGUGUAUGACGCAGCCACACGACAGUUACCAUAUCAUCAAAGGCGUGAUUCCUAUGUCUGGUAUUUACGAUGUUCGACCUAUCACCUACACAAGUGUAGCAGAUACAAUGCCACUAACGGAAGAGUAUGCCUGGGAACAGAGUCCCAUGAAGCAAAUCAAGGCAGUCAUUGAAGGAUGUCGCGACAAGAAGGUCCUGGUGUUAUUAGGGGGAGACGAGUCACCAGAAUUUAAACGUCAGUCGCAUGAGUUUAACAAGUCAUUGACAGAUGGCGGUAUAACUAGUCAGUAUGUGGAGUUGGCCGGCGAGGAUCAUUUCUCGCUUAUUGAGUCGAUGUGUAAGAGAGAGUCUGCUUUGUCAGUGGCAGUUUUAACCUUCAUGGGAUUGCAAGUGUGAACUUGAUGACUGUGAUGAAAAGUCGUCAUUUCAUAUGCAACAUAUCAACAUAUCAAUUAGUUUUAAUGACAAUUCUUUAUUACGCUCAGUUAUAAACAGUGAAGUCCUCCCUCUGGGCCGAGGGAGUCAGAGUGGUUCUACUAUAUAUUACAGUCAUAUCCAGUUUACAAACCAGCAGUACCUGCUGUUAGCGAGAAAUGACAUAUUAGACACGUCUCUUUGAAUGGAUCAUUGUGGAUGAAGUGGCUUGGCUUUCAUGGGACUGGUUGGUUCGAAUCGUUGCUCACAAAUUUUACAAAACUGUAAUCUUUCGGGUUGAUUAAUAAAUCACAAUUGAUGUUUGUUCA